Molecule: messenger RNA, 324 nt
Organism: Kalmanozyma brasiliensis GHG001
Lineage: Eukaryota; Fungi; Basidiomycota; Ustilaginomycetes; Ustilaginales
Product: Ribosomal protein S27/S33, mitochondrial
Exons: 2
Coding region: 1-324 (107 amino acids)
Cellular component (GO): mitochondrion
Source: RefSeq, a predicted model, not a curated record
AUGAAGGUUGCACCAUCCGCGAGCGCAGUCUCGUCGCUCAAAGCGCUGCAAGCCAAGAUCUUCGGCACGACAUACAACCCCACACACGCACGAACAGGAUCCAAGGUGCUGCGUCAAAGGUUACAAGGUCCAUCGAUGCUGACCUACUACCCACCGACGGUCAACUUCAGGUCGAUAGAGAAGCUCGCUCCGUCGCUUGGAAGGUUGCAAGAUAUUCGAGAGAUUCAGCGCGAGAAGGACGUUGAGAGGAAGAAGAUGCUUGGCAAGGGUCCUCCUAAGAAGGGCGAGGGUCGUCGUGCGGCAAUGAAGGGCAAGAAGAAGUAG